This is a messenger RNA of Cladocopium goreaui, 2733 nucleotides long. The record is from the annotation of a GenBank genome assembly. NCBI's taxonomy places the organism in Eukaryota, Dinophyceae, Suessiales, Symbiodiniaceae.
AUGAGUACCGAGACGACCAAGACCGAAGUUGGCAGUUAUUUCAUCGCCAACUAUCCGCCGUUCUCGCAGUGGAAUGAGGAAUCGAUCGCCGAUGUGCAUCGGGCGAUGUCCGAGCCACCGGCCGAUGUUCCGCUGGGGUUGUAUGUGCAUAUCCCGUUUUGCCGCAAGCGGUGCAAGUUCUGUUACUUUCGGGUCUACACCGACAAGAACGCCAAAGACGUGGAGCGUUACGUCUCGGCCCUGUCGCGCGAAAUCGAACUAGUGAGCCACCUGCCUGUGAUGGGCGGGCGACCAUUUCGAUUCGUCUACUUCGGCGGCGGCACUCCUUCAUUCCUCGGCGUACGUCAGUUGAACUCCUUGGGCGAGCGUCUACGGGCGAACAUCGACUGGAGCCUGGCCGAAGAAGUGACCUUCGAGUGCGAGCCGGGCACGUUGUCGGAACCGAAAGUGAAGGCCCUUCGCGAGCUUGGCGUCACGCGGAUUAGCUUGGGCGUGGAGAACUUCAGCGACGAAGUGCUCGAAGAAAACGGUAGGGCCCAUCUUUCGCCGGAGGUCUACAAAGCCUGGGAUUGGAUUCAGGCGGCCGAUUUCCCCAAUACGAAUAUCGACCUCAUCGCCGGCAUGGUCGGCGAGACCGACGAGAACUGGCAGGAAAACAUCCGCCGGGUAAUCGAACUCUCGCCCGACAGCGUGACUAUCUACCAGAUGGAGUUGCCCUUCAACACGGUUUACUCCCGCGACCUGUUGGGCAACGAGAAGGAAAGCCCCGUGGCCGACUGGCCCACCAAGCGUCGCUGGGUGAACGAGGCAUUCGACGCACUGAUCGCCGAAGGUUAUUCGGUCUCCAGUACCUGCACCGUGUUCAAGAAUACGAACAAAGUGAACUUCAGUUACCGCGACAACUUGUGGCGCGGCAGCGACCUUUUAGCCACCGGGGUGGCCAGCUUUGGGCACAUCUCAGGAGUUCACUAUCAGAACCACGCCAGUUGGGAGAAGUACCUGGCUGCCCUCGAUGAGGGCAAGUUGCCGGUCGCCCGAGCGAUGCACCCAACCCGGCAGCAGCAGCUCAUUCGCGAGAUGGUCCUGCAACUGAAAACGGGACGGAUCAACGCGUCGUAUUUCCGCGAGAAGUUCGGAGCCGAGAUCGUCGAACAGUGGGACGACGUGUGGCAGGAUUACCAAAACCAGGGUCGACGGGCUGCUGCCGGCAUUUUUCGAAGAGGAACAUCGCGGGGUUCGGUAUACAUGAGCGACCCGUUGGUCUUCAUGAUGGGCGAAUUUCCCGCGGAAGUGCCCACCGAUCGGCUGUAUGCCCGUAACCACAUGUGGGCGCAGGCCACUGAUGGGGGGUACCGCUUUGGAUUUUCGGCCUAUGCUGUACGCUUAUUACAAGACGUGUACUUCCUUGAUUGGACCGUAGACCCCGGUACACAAUUGUUCGAAAAGCAGGAGAUCGGCUCCAUCGAGAGUUCGAAAGCCGAAAGCGAUCUGUUCGCCCCCUUGGGCGGACGGCUGACUGAAUUCAACGAGGCCUUGCUUUCCGACCCCUCAACCAUCAACGUGGAUACUUACGGGGGCGGCUGGCUGUUUACAAUGGAAGGUUCGGACGAAACGCUACUCACGCCCGAGGCCUAUCUCGAUCAUCUCGAAGCAGCCUGGUCGGGUCAAAGCGCCAAUCCCGCCAAACGGGGUCUGGAAGAGUCGGUCGUGGCCGAACUGCUGGGCACCCCGGGAGUCGAAAUUACAGUCGUCCCGCACCUGUACGAUCUUAAGCCCGACGGUUCCGGCAUGCUGUGCCUGCAGGGAAUCACCGGCGACAUGAUCGUUCUGUCGUGGCUGUAUCCUCGGGCCGCCCAUUGGAUUCUGGCCCGCAACCAGGUUCAGGGCGCCGUCGGCACCACGCUGCUCCGUUCGGCCGAUGAAGAAGAGUUCGACGACGAAGACGACGUCGAGGCUGAAGCCACCGAAGAAGAACAGCCGGCCGAUCAACCAAGCCAACCGAAACGGUCGAUCUACUGCCUCGACCUGAGGGCGUACGACGACGCCAAACCAUACUGCGAUGAGAUUCGCCGUAUCGUUCAAGAAGCGAGCGUGCAGACGGUGAGCCUGAUGCCGUCGCUGGACGGGCUGUUAAACAAUGGUGCCUCGAAGAACGGCAACGGUCAGCCGAGCGGUAACGGCGCGGCAAGCAAUGGCUCGACCAACGGUGCGUCGACGAAUGGAUCCACAAGUAACGGGCAAGCGGUGGCGGCCAGUCACAACGAGCCCAUCGUGAUUAAAGAGGAUGCCUCGCGUCGGUGGUAUCCGGUGAUCGACUUCAGCCGCUGCACGAACUGCAUGGAGUGCAUCGACUUCUGCCUGUUUGGCGUUUACGGCGUGGAUGCGGGCGAGAACAUCCUGGUCGAACAGCCGGACAAUUGCCGCAAGGGUUGCCCGGCUUGUAGCCGUGUGUGCCCCGAGAACGCGAUCAUCUUCCCCCAACAUAAAACGCCCGCCAUUGCCGGCUCGCCGGUGGCUUCGAUCGACGGCUUCAAGAUCGAUCUAUCGAAGCUGUUUGGAGCCCCCAAUGCGAUGGAGGUGGCCGCCAUGGAACGCGACCGCGAGUUGGUUGCCGACGGCCGUGAAGCAGUCGGCAUGAGCGUUGGCAUUCCUAAACGGCAAGCCGACCAACCCACAGCUCCGCGAGAUGAACUCGACGACCUGAUGGACGAACUCGAUGAUCUCGAGUUGUAA